This is a messenger RNA of Knipowitschia caucasica, 1311 nucleotides long. NCBI's taxonomy places the organism in Eukaryota, Metazoa, Chordata, Actinopteri, Gobiiformes, Gobiidae. The record is from the annotation of a GenBank genome assembly.
AUGGGGGAAGUCAGAAAACUGCAGAAAAAGCUGAGACAGAUUGAAAAUUUGGAAAUUAAAAUCAGUCUAUCGCCAGAGGAGAGAUUCAAGAUCUCCAGGAAGGCGGAGCUGCGUUCCAGAUUGGCUGAGCUUCAGCUGCAGCUUUCAGGCCCGCAGCAAACUCCAGGGAGCGACAGAACUGGGAAAAAGGAGAAGAUGAAAAGACAAGUGGAGGAUGUCCCCGAGGCUGUUCCAUCACAAAUAUUUCCCGCCUCCAAGAUUCUGAAAGCAGAGGUUCAGUCUAAAGCAGAACAAAGUCCUGCUGCGAGGGCCCCACAGAAGGAGGCACGAGGCGCAGAGGCCACAGGACAGCGGAGUGAAGAGGAUGGAGCCAUGGCGAGUUCUACAGCCACUGACCAUCAAGAAGCUGAUUUUACAUCGCUCAAAGCAUCGUGGGAAAAGGCAAAGUUUCGCUUGAGGCUGCUGGACGGCCACAACGACAUUAUCACCUGUGUGGUUGCCGUUGACAAUCUUGUCAUUUCUGGAAGUCGAGACACCACUGUUAAGGUGUGGCACGUUCCCACGGCAACAGAGCAGAAGAACCUCGGCGGUCACACAGGGGGGGUCACCUGCCUCUGCGCCCCCCCUCCUGAGUACUGCAAGAGACUGGCUUGGUCCCUGUCUCUGCCCGACAAAGAGAGGUUUAUUUUAAGUGGCUCUGCAGAUUGUAAUGUGAAGAUCUGGGCACUUAGUAUUGGCCAGUCCGUUAAAUCUAUUUACACGUUCAAUGCUGUGACUGCGCUGUGCUUUGUGCCAGAGGGAGACGGCUACAUCGUUACUGGAUCAGAUGCUGGUAAAGUCCAGGCCUGGAGCUGGGCCACGUUUGAGAACUGCCAGUCGAUCAACGCGCACGAAGACACGGUCACCUCCAUCCAGUCUCAGGGUCCGCUGGUGUUCUCUGGCUCUGCGGAGGGAGGGGUGUGUGUGUGGGAGAACCGGUGCUCGGAGCGGGACCCCCUGAGGCGCCUGAAGCAAUGGAGUGGAGGUCUGACGGGCUGCAGGGCCGAGCCAGGGGGCAGACUGUCCCUCAGCCCCCGCGGAGACACUGUGUACCUGGCAUAUGGUCAGGCCUGGCUCAGGGUCCUGCACUGGAGAACAGGAGUGAUGUCCAAGAUGACCAAUCACAGCAGCGUCGCCGGGGUAACAGAUUGUGUGCACCAGACGGGAGGACUCCUAAUUGGCUCCUGCUACGAUGUGACGAACGGAGAGAGCACGCUGAACUGUCUGACCGGCUUCUUCCCCUGCCAGCGGAUCCAACUCACGACCAGGUGA